AUGUCCACGAUCACACAACAAACGGAGAUUGACGGGGAUGGGAAGACCCGAAAGAAAGUAGGAUUAUGGGCCACCAUUCGGGUGAUUCGAGCGGGUCAAGAUCUGGGCACCUUGCACGAUAUCAGACUCGCACUCCAGUUCUGCAUGAAUGAGUGCGACUUCCAGCGUCAAUUAACGUUCAGUCGAACACGUCAACAACGACUCCCGAAAAAUGCGGCAAAGGGAGGAUUCUACGUGUCGAAGUCCAGUUGCCUCUAUCUUAAGUUUCCCGUUCGAGAAGACCAGGACCGCGAGGCGCAGCUAGAUGAGAUGAACAGAGACAUGCUCAUCAAUCUUGGAGACACCUUGAAUGAGGAGUUAGCUUCCUUGGCAGAAUCUGGGUUCAGAAUCAUGAUGGUCGAUUCUCGUGUCAUGAUAACCAAUGGCUUACCAAUCCCGGACAAGCGAUCUGUCAGGAGCGUGCUUCGAAUGGGUCCCAAGGCAUUCCCAUCAGCAUACACAGAAGAAGUAGCAGGAGCCUACGGGUGGAGCAGGGGAUAUGCUCACAUGGGUCUCAAAAGCUUAUGGACCGAAGAUGGGUAUGGAGAAAUCGAAGAUACUAUGUUUAGGACUUUCGACCGACAAGUUGGAAAUGCAGCAAAACAGGUUCCUGUGUCGGAAGAGGUCUAUUGGACUCCCGAGGAGAAAACCAAAGUCGACACCUUUCAUGAAACGAAAGUUCAAGGGAAGAUUCGACACUGGCCGCUCCCAAUCACCAUGUCCGAAAACCAAGAUGGUAUUGUCAGAACUCAAUACGCGAAGUCCGGCGGUGACUGGGUGGUAGAUCGAGAUAUGCAUGCGGAUGGCAUUGAGGAGCAGCGGGUUACGGAGCAGCAAUUCGUGGAUGCUAUGAAAAGAGGCAGGACAAAACCGGAAGAGCUUAGAGAAGAUACCAGGGCCGUGGCUGAAGAUACAGAAUCAGAAUGGAGACCCGAGUCUACACUGUUUGGAUACGAGACAGCAGGCCGUGCUGGUCCAUCUAGAGGGGGUAGAAACUCAAAUAUCAGAGAUCACGAGAUUGGAUAG
Molecule: messenger RNA, 1065 nt
Organism: Mollisia scopiformis
Lineage: Eukaryota; Fungi; Ascomycota; Leotiomycetes; Helotiales; Mollisiaceae
Exons: 1
Coding region: 1-1065 (354 amino acids)
Source: RefSeq, a predicted model, not a curated record